UGUUCUUCAAGCUCAACAAAUUACAGCUAGCACAACAGUCGUCCUCUCUUGGAAAUUCCCUGUCCACUUCCCCUCAACCCUCAUUCCUGAAUCCGCCGCACAGCGCAAGUGGCCUUUCCCCAAGUCCUACCAGCAGUGCGCAUAUACCACGCUUCAUCACGAAUCGACACGGACAUUCGUUAUCGCUCGUUCAACCUCCUUCAGCCGGGGUCAGCUUGAGUCCCGGAUUUUUUAGAACCCCUAGCACCGGUGCAACUUCCAAUCCAUUCGGACCGAACGCGGUACUUGGAAACGACCAAAACACAAUUAGAGGUAGCGUCAGCCCUUCGCUGCCUGAAGUUGAUUCCGCUUCGGAUUCGAAUAUACAUGCUCCUCAAGGACGGAAGCCUGUAUUGAUGUCUACCCUUGUUUCGAGCGACCCCUCUGCGCUAGUCCCUCCUUUGAGCGCGGUCAGGACUGACUCGCGUCCCGAUUUUGCUAGAGGGUUUGGCUUGGAUAUUCCGGAGGAAGCGGAGGAAGAAUCAGAGGACCUCGAAGAUGACGAACUUAAAAUACCCAGCUGGGCUCAACAUAGAGAUAUAGUGGAUCAGCAGAAGGUGCUAUCGCAACCUGAGGAGGAGGAGGACGACAAUAGAGACGACAGAAGCUUGGAAGAAGGGGAACGCGAGGAAAUGGAGAGUAAUGGACUGUUGACUGCGGCGCAGUCCCGACAUCACUCUAGACAUGCUUCACAUCUUUCGGCUGCAUUAUCUCUACGCUCGUUUGGUGGUCUCGUUGCGGAUGGCUUGAAUGAGCGGCUGGCAGAAAUGCGUUCUGCUUCUGACAGUGGAUCUUUAGGUCUCGCCACUGCGAUAGGGACCGGCACUUUUGGAGUCGGAAGAGGCCAGAUUCCUCUUAAUAUACCUCCCAAGGAUAAGGAAUUAGAGGAAUGGACAGGUAGUGAAGAUGUAGAUGGGUAUGGUCAUGUUGACGACGAGGAAGAUAGUGAUGACGAGAGCAUAGGCGAAUGGUCCAAUCCUUCAGAUGAGGAACGAGCAAGGCAAUCGCGCGUUGACGCACGUUUGCGAAGACGUAGUGUGGUACCCCGUUCUGAACAACCACGAAAGUUACCCCAUUUCCCUCGACCUCCCGAAAAUACCCUUAUAGUACCUCGUCUUAUGCAUCCCCACGAAGACGAUGUCAUAUCCAACCCCUCAGAGGAAGAACAUGGUAGAUAUCUUGGUUUGGAUUUGAGAUAUCCUCCUUCAGGUAGUUCCACUUCCCGGCCUCUACCACCUCUUCCAAGCCAUCACUCUCGAGGUCCCAGCUCACAAAGUGGGAUUCAUUCAGUUCAUGAUCCUGCCAGAGCCCAUUCUCGAGUUGCUUCUGUCGGUGCCAAUGAGGAUGCCCAACCUACCAAAGUGAACCUCAAUCCUAAUGCUAAACCGUUCAUGUUCGGAGCUCGUGGGGGCAACAAUGCAGGAUUUUCUUUCAGUGGUGUGGCUCCAAAUGCGCCAGUCGUGUCCCACUCUCGUCUCCCGUCUUCCUCAAACAGUGCGAGCUUUGCAUCUAAGUUGAAUGCUUCUGCAGCGGAAUUCAAACCUGGCGGCGGGUUUUCCUUCAGAGCGCCUUUUCCUGCCCCGAGCGUUGUUCUUACAGUACCUCCAGUAUUCCCGACGCCUACUCCUGGCUUCCCCGAACCUCAACAUCAAACAGACGGAAGACCGUUGCCAUUGCCAUCUGCAGCUCUUCAUGCUGGUCCAGACACUGCAAUUAAAGAGUUCGUCUUGAACGUAGCUGAAGGGUCACCCUUCAGAGUGCAAGGACGGGAAAAGCGCCAGCGUCGGGAUCAUUCACCGUCCGGGUCUGAUGCUGAGCUUGUGGAAGGUGAUAGUAUGGCUUCGUUCCGGUUCCCGUCCAAUUUUGGCUCUCCUGCUAGUCUUAGAAUCGGUGUACCUCCUUCUCCCAGAAGAAAUCAUCACGGUCGCGGGCAAAGCGCACGUACCAGUGACAGCAAACUUUCAGCAAGCCUUAAUCCAAGCGCAGAGCCAUUUACUUUUGCCGGGUUUUCAAAUGCCGUCGGAACUUUACCUCAUAUCGGUGGACUUGCUAGUGAAAAGGAGACAUCACCGAAGGAGGACCAAGAGGACUCGGAUGACGAAGACAAAGAGAACAAUGCCAACAUUGGUGUUGAAGAUGUCUUUUCUCUUCCUGCGUCUACGAAAUCAAAACGUGCUCCAAUUCCGUUGACAUUUAAACAAACUAUUUCGAACAACACAGUUCCCGCGGGUCUUUUCAAAGCUCUCGCCAACCAUUCAAAUUCCAACUCCACUGAUGAGCGUACACGUCCUACCGUCCGUUCACGACUUAGUUCGCGCGAGCAAAGAACAAGGGAAUUUGGCCGCGAGGUUGAACGAGAAAUAGAACGGGAGUUCUAUGAGCAAGGAAGUAGGCCAUCACUGGAUGAUUUGGGUGUUGACAUGCCUGCGAUCUCACAUAAAAUUUCGAGGCCAAGGCUGGUCACAGAUCCAGCAAAGUUUAUUCCUUCUCCUACUGAGGAUGUAUUUGCAACCACAUCUUUACGGCAAGCCCAUGCUAGAAGGAGAUCUUCAUUACCAGACAACAUAGAAAAUUUGCGCUACGAGAGGCGGUCACCGAAUUCCUCGUUGGAAUCCAUGUCAGAAGUGUCUUCGCUUGCAGGCCCAGUGGCGAAAGAUUUACAUGCCCGUCUAGAAAUGAGACGCCACGAGGACAGACUUGAGAACCUGCUUGACCAAAAAUUGACUGCCCUGUUUCGCGACCUGAAGACCGCGAUAUCUAAUACUAGCUUCCAGCAACAAGGUCUUACUCUGAAGGCUGAGGAGAUGAUUUCGGAUGUGGUCUCCUUGUUCCGAACUCAGCUGACGGAUAGCGCAACUCGAGGAUUGGAUGAAACACACCUCGAUGCUCGAGGUGAAUUGGAUUUCGAGUUGAUAAAAGACGUGGUUGAACAAGGUCAUACAAAGAUAUUGGACUUGAUAACUAGGGAAUUGAACACUUUUCAAUCCCAAACUCAUUCCCGCGGUCUUACAGAACCAGACAGUGCUCCUCAGCCCGACCUUACCAAGGCUUUUGAACAUUACUCCUCUCGUACGAUUAUUGCAGUAGUUGAAGCUAUAUCGGAGCUUUCUACACGCCUUGAAACAAUCACUCGUGGGGCACCUUCAAGAGAGCAUGAUCAGCUCGUUGAUGCUAUCGUUUCUGCUUUGAACCCGGCUUUCAAUGCGAUUCGCCCAGAAAUUGUGGAUUACGAUUUCCUGACCAGUAAACUCACCCAGGCUGUUAAACCACAUAUUUCGCAGAUCAUUGAUCUUGCAUCGGACAAGAGAGAGACAGCUGGUCUUAUAGUUGACCGCCUACUGCCUGUCCUUCUGCCCAUUCUACAACAAUAUUCCAGUGCUGCACCCGACACCGAUGCCAUUGCUUUACAGUUGACCACCGAAGUACGAAGAGCGAUUGCUCCUAUCGAUGCAUUUGAAAUCAAAGAGCAGGUUGCGGAUCUUGUGGUGGAGAGGCUUGAUUCUCGCCUUGCUGUCCGGGACAAGUCGUUCAAUGUCGACACUAUCACCAGUAAAAUAACAGAGACGGUAUCACGACUCUUUGAUCCUUGGGCUGAAAACCUGUCUCACAUCGCGGACGGGCAGAAGUCGUUAUCUGGGCAACAAUCGGAUCUCUCUAGUUCCUAUCAGCGUUUAGUGGAGCUCAUCGGUGCACUUCCUGCCCAGGUUAACACAGCCAUGGAAACGCAGAUACUUGAAGCAUCAAGUGAAAAACGGAUGGUUUCCGACCAAAGUAUUGUCAACAUCAACAACACACUCAGUGACAUUGCUUCGAAUCAACAAAGUCUUGCUGGCCAUAGUACAGAAGUACUGCAGCUUUCGAAGGAUGUCCUUUCCAGAGUGUCUGCACUUCCUGACUCAAUUUCCGCCGCCAUCACAGUUCUCCAAACCUCUCAUUCCGACAUUCUUCUCACUCGGGAUCAGACCAGGCAUGAAAUGGAAGAUUUGCGUAAAUCGAAUACAGACCUUCAGGUCCAGUUACACAAGGCUCGCGGUGCUCAUGGACAGAUACGUGUUGAAAAGGAUAUGCUCAAUGAGAAAGUCAAUAUCCUCGAGGCUGACCGUGAGCGACUCAAGGCACAAGCGAAGGAGUUACAGGCUACAGUAGAUCUUAGAACCACUGAUAUUGCCCACGUAGAAGGCAAGAAUAUCAAUCUUGAAGAAGCCCUCGCGAAAGCAUUGGGAAGGCUUCAAGCGUCUGACGUUGCCACACAAGCGAACAUGGAUAGAAUCGCAGCCUUAGAAAAGGCUAACGCGGAGCUAAUGGCCGAAAGACAAAGUUUAAAGGUCAAGGUCGACUCCCUGGAGCUCAAGGUCACCUUUGCUGCACGAGAUAAGGAGAACGCCGAGCACUCUUAUUCUUCGCUGCAGAAGCAAUACGAACAACUAUCCACUCAACAGAAACAUUGGGAUGAUUUGCGGCGCGCCUCGGAACAAAUAGAGCAUCUCACCAAUUUAAUCGGUCAGGCAGACAAUGAAGAGUUGAAUGAGCUGCGUCGUGCUCGGGAUCGCAGCAGAAUACUGGAAGGAGAACACGCCGCUUUGCAGAAGCGGUACAAAGAACAAGAGAACCGCACUGUGGCUUCAGAGAAGGCUGCUAUUUCUGUGAAGCAGAGCCUUGCUCAAGCUCAAGCGCGAGCAUCAGAAUGGGAAAAACGGGCAAAAGAAAGCGAAGCUAAGCUGGAACGAACAACAACGCAAUUAGAGCAGGCUGAGCAGACGCACUCACAGCUCGAUGCUGAUUUCUUAGUAGUCAAAAUGCAACUUGAGGAUCGAGAGGCAGACGAACGUCUAGCAAAGGAUCGUGAGACCAGGCUUCGUGAUGAAGUAUCUGCUUUGGAAACCAAGACCAGGAAAUUGCAAGUCGAACUGGAAAAGGCCAGGGUCGCUCUCAGGAAUCCUAUGUCAGGUUCUCAUUCCAAAGCCUCCAAUGGAUCUGUUUAUUCAUCAUCUCGACCGGAUUCUCGUUCAAGCACUGUGUUUAUUGAUCGAUCCAUAACGCCCAAUGGUCGCAGUCCAAGUACUGGAAGCAUCACACCUCCUCAUAAUUCGACAUCGGUGUGGGACUCAAUUCACGCGCCGUCAGCUACCCCCGCAAGGAAUGGGCACUCCGGGAUCAAGAAUACCGUAUACGCACCGUCAGGAAGAUACCCACAAACUUUGAGCCGUGGCCAUUCUCGUCCGCCAUUACAAUACGCUAGAUCAUCCAUUGCUUCACCGACGCCCAGUACAGUGUCUCUGGCGCCUACUGUAGACGAGGAGGGUUGGUGGUCAUAACCUUGCUGCUAUUUCUCCUGAUCAGCCCGUGCACAUCUUUCGUCUGUCAUCGCUAUGCUUUCCAACAUAUCUGUUUUACUCUGAAUUUUGCAUAUAUUUAUUUUCCGAUCUAUUUACAAUGGGUACGGAUUAUUUCUCGCCAUUGUUUAGGGUUUUUGUCCGUUUGUAAAUAUUUACCCUCAUUAGUUGCGCUGUACACACCACCUCCCAUUACUUACGACCCGGAUUCACCUUCACCCGUAUAAUGUUCCGAUUCGGGAUUUCAUCUCACAACAUGUUUAGUAUAUACUCGGUGACCAAGUUCUCUAGGAGGCACGAUCAUUAAAGAUGAAAAUUUGUAG
This is a messenger RNA of Lentinula edodes (shiitake mushroom), 5695 nucleotides long. RefSeq lists its product as uncharacterized. The record is from RefSeq and is a predicted model, not a curated record. The coding region runs from base 396 to 5354 and encodes 1652 amino acids. The transcript has 6 exons. Lineage: Eukaryota; Fungi; Basidiomycota; Agaricomycetes; Agaricales; Omphalotaceae.